Centrocercus urophasianus (Greater sage-grouse) is the source of this 8533-nucleotide messenger RNA. RefSeq names its product dual specificity testis-specific protein kinase 1-like. Gene Ontology annotation, molecular function: ATP binding; protein serine/threonine kinase activity. Bases 1 to 1323 code for a protein of 440 amino acids. The record is from RefSeq and is a predicted model, not a curated record. The transcript is spliced from 11 exons. Gene Ontology annotation, biological process: actin cytoskeleton organization; protein phosphorylation. Lineage: Eukaryota; Metazoa; Chordata; Aves; Galliformes; Phasianidae. Gene Ontology annotation, cellular component: cytoplasm; nucleus.
AUGGUGGCUCGAAGGGCCGCGCGUGGCGGAUGGAGACUUCGGGGCACCGAGCGAGCCGUGGCACUGCCGGCACUGCCCCGUGGUGCCGACCGCACCGGCAGCUCCGACUUGUGUCGCUCUGCUGUGAUGAGUGGUGCAGCCAGCAGCUCCGUUGGCCCCGUGGGGCCCUUCUUCCGUCACCCCCCAGCAGAGGAGAUGAAGCAGUCGGUGAGAGGGGACCUGCUGAGCGAGGACCCUUUUAAGAUGGCACGUUUUGCAUUGGCAUCCUCAGAAGGCUUGUCUGGAGGCCUGCAGCGCUGGGUCGGAGCGCAACGUGUUGCUGUCGGCUCCCUGCGGAACGCGCUGCGUUUCGGCUGCCGCCCCGCGAUGUGCGAGGCGGGGCUGCUGGCACCGGAGCCCUGCGAGGCGGCGCGGCGCUACGGCGAGUCGUCGGACACCUGCUGCCGUAUGGACCGCUGGCAGAGGCUGCGCACCGCCGUCCGGAGGCUGGAGUUCUGGGAAAGCUUCAGCGCCGAGCUGGUCGGGAGCGGCUUCUUCUCCAAGGUGUACAAGGUGACCCAGGCUGCUGCUGCUUGUAAAGUGAUGGUGGUGAAGAUCUACAAGAAUGAUGUGGACCAGGAGGUGAUAGUGCGUGAGAUCAGCCUGCUGCAGAAGCUCUCCCACCCCAACAUCGUCAGGUACCUUGGGAUAUGCGUAAAGGAUGACAAGCUGUACCCCAUUCUGGAGUAUGUGAAUGGGGGCUGCCUGGAGGAGCUCCUGGCCAGCAAAGACAUUGCUUUGUCAUGGAAGGAGAAGGUGGACUUAGCUUCUGACAUCACCAGAGGCAUGAUCUACCUGCACUCCAAGAACAUCUACCACCGAGAUCUCAACUCCAAGAACUGCCUCAUCCGAGUGACACCGCGUGGCCGCGAGGCGCUGGUGGCAGACUUUGGGCUGGCCAGAGAAGUGGUGGAGCUGCCUGUGCAGUAUGCAGAGAGGAAGCUGUCCCUGGUGGGCUCUGCCUUCUGGAUGGCUCCUGAGAUGCUGCGGGGAGAGCCCUACGACAGGAAGGUGGAUGUGUUUUCCUUUGGCAUUGUGCUCUGUGAAAUCCUGGGCAGGAUCCCAGCAGAUCCCGAAGUACUUCCCAGAACUCAGGACUAUGGCCUGGAUGUCGCUGCUUUCUGCAGGAUGGUCAGCGGAUGCCCUCGGCGGGUGCUGGACCUUGCUGCCUGUUGCUGUCGGGUGGAAGCGUUCAAGAGGCCGUAUUUCUCCGAUAUCUUGGAUGAAUUGGAAGACGUUGCAGAGAGCCUGGAGCCCAGGAAGGACAAUCCACUUUUGAGCUGAGCUGUGGGCCCCCUGCAAAGCCCGAUGGAUGGACUGUAAAUGGAGGGUCAGAAGUGAAGAAAGAGGGUGGAGAACGGAAGAACUAAGUGACCCACUGGUAUUUAUUUAAUCAUAGUCUCAGUCUCUAAUUUCUGAGAUUGAAAAAUGGAGAGGAGACUUAACCAAGGUCUUAUCUGAGGUUUUUAACAGAUGUAAUUCAGACAGCAAACAGCCUUUGUUGGCUUGUUAAAAGUAAAUGAUCCUGGAUGGCAAGUCAGGGACCUGGAUUCCCUUAGAGGAUGCUUUCCAAAUCCUCUACAGAAGUGCAGCCCUCUCUUGCUUCCCUGCGCUCCCUGGGCUCAUGGCUUUCUCCUUCCACGUCCCCUCUGUGCUUGGGGAACCUCUGUAGGGGCUGGAAUCCCUGUGGAGCAAAGCUGGGGGCUUUGAGGCACACAGAGAGCCUCAGAGUUGCCGUAUGCUGCAAAGCCUUAAAACCCUCCUUGGGUGGCCCCACAGGGAUGGCUGCAUUGUGUAGAGAUGCUGGUGGGGCACACCAGCAUUCAGUGAGGCUCUGGGGAGCAGUGUGGAAGGUGUGCCUCGCCGAGGUGUGAGCCAACCAACCAGUAUCUCCUCUCAGAACUGGGGCUGUGCUCUGUCCCAGCACUGCGGCUAUCUGGAUUUCUCCCCACAGCCCUCUGUCAGGGUUUGGAGGUGGGAGAGGUGCACCUCUUAUCCUUCCACAGGUCUCCAGUUCAGCUGGUUGCCAGGCCUCAUUGGGAGGGAUGUGUUGUACUUAGGACCGAAAUAUCUGUGGUUGUCAGUAGGUGUGAUGGCUUUGUGGCCGUGGAGCUGUGUCUCUUCUUGUACAUUGUAAGCUCUUGGAAUAGGGGCCCUUUGUGCACCAAAAAGCACUUGUACAUUGUAUAAUGAGGUGUGCAAAUAGCAUUGCAGACCUACAUGUGGACCUGAUCUCGAGAUCUUGGGCAGAAUUUGGUGUCACAUGUGGCUCAGUGUCUCUGUGCCCUGGCACCCACAUAAAGGAGUGACAGUAGUGUGCUGAGAUGGAUGUUGUGGUGGAGUGCAGUGUUUUCAGCAGAGAUUCUUCAUGAUAAGGAAGAUGAAACACACUGAAUGGCACCAGGACCAUUGGCCCAGCCACAUGUCCAGAGAAUCCUCCAUCCCUGGAGCUACUGUUGUGCUUUUCUGGGUUGUGACAGCUGUGCACAGGAAAUCUGCUCAACAGCAACACACCAGCAAACAGCUUCCUGCUGGGGAGUGCUGCCAGUAGGAGGAGUGAAGCCUCGGGAAGCAGAAGACCAAAAAGGAUGGAAGCUUUUCAACCUGGUGGAAGGCAGAGUUCCAACUUUUUUAUUUGACCAGUGGAGUGAAAUGGACUGUAAUGGCAGUGGAAACAGCACUGAUGUACCCUUGUGUCUUCAGGGGCAGCCAGCCACCACCAGCACUGCAGCAGUUGGUCCCUCUGCUGUGGGCUUGCCCCAGACCACCAGCACUGUCCCCAGUUCUUGGACAUGAUGGGAGGGUCUUUGCGAGCCUCAUGGGCCAGGGGGGUCUGCAUGCUCUCCUGGAGGCAGAGGGCAGCGGUUGGACACAGCUGGACUGGGUUAUGCAGCUCAGAGCAGGGAAUGACACUUUCUGUCUGCUGACAUCUGUAUGGCUGUGAGAUUGCAUCUGCUUGGCAUCCCGAGGGCAGCCAUGGGUGGGUACAGAGCUGUGUUUCUGCUGAGCUUUCUGUCUGCCCCCUCCGCUCCCACGGAAGAGACAUCUAGCCCCAUGCUGAGUCUCAGGUGACAAAGGAGAUCUUUGCUAGAAGGACUUGUGGUUCUGCUGCUGCCUGGCUCCAUGGCCAUUUCAUCCUGUGCAGAGUGCUGCUGCUGAGGCACAGCACCAAACACAAUGAACAUCUUCAUGCUCUGUCAGCACAGCUGGCAGGAUAAAACCUUGGUGAAGACAGAGCACUGUUAGCUGUGAGAAAGUGGUGCUUUGCCUGUGGUGCCAUUGGUGCCCGUGGCGUGGGGCUCCUUACAGCAUCUGUUGCUUCAACUAGGGGCACAGCAGCAGCACAAGCACCAUGCAAAGGGCAGUGGGUUCACCUUUUCCAUCCUAGCAGCCCAUGAUGAGCUGAAGGGACCAAAGCACAGUGAAAUAACUUCUCUUCCCCUGACGCAGCUUGUUUUGUGCUGACUCAUAAAUGGCACUGGUUGUUUUUCAGUGCAGCUGCCUUACAAGGACAGCUUAAAAAGUCAGAGGGAGAUGUUUUCUUUUAGACCACCACAUCCAGUGCAAACAAAUGCAAAUUGUAUGGAGGUGCUGAAGCUGUUUUAUUACAUUCCCAUGUGAGCAGUUGUUGGUGUUAGGUAGGAAGGAGAUCUCUCCUUCCAAAUCUCCAUCCCUUAAAGUCUGUCAUCUUUCAGUUCUGGCUGUGAAAUCUUGGGUGCGUGGAAGAACUGCCGUGUUCCUCCCUGCGAAGAACUGCUGCAGAGUCCCUGGGUGCUGGCAGCAAUCCCACGGGUGUUGGGCCGUCCCAAACUGCACAGGAAUAUCUCUGAAAGUGGCUCUCACUGGCUACAGGGCUGCUUCCCCUUUUGGCACCAGCCAGCCAUCAGAGCUGCUUCCAGCUGCUCACCUCCUUGCUCCCUGUCCUGGAGUGAAGCAGAAAGCAGGUUCUCACCUCAUCCCCUGUCCUUGUCCAUUGUGAUUUACACCAGGGGGAACAACAGGAGGAACCCAGGGAUGCUGUUAUUCCUGGUCUUCAGGGCCACUCCUUUCCAGAGCUGCUGAAGAGCAAAAACAAAAUGCAAACCUAAUUCUUGAGCUUUCUGGGACACAGAAAAGCUGAGGUGAGCAGUGACCACCGGGAUCAUCAGAGACUGACUGGAGCUAUUCUGCUUUUCUUCUGGAGAGACUCAUGGGAAGGACAGCUAGCAAGAGGCACUAGAUGGCAUGCUGACAGUUUGGGGGUAUGUUCCUUUAGGGCAUGUCCUUUACAACAUCUCAGGACUCCUCUCUGCACCUUCCACACUGUCAGGUGUAGGAGCUGAUGGAGGUGCAAGAACCACUCUUGGAGAAGUGGGAUCUCUGGGUUGGUGACAGUGACAUCUCUGGUGACAGUCACCAGACCUUGGAGGCUGCAUGGAGGAAGGUGCUCUUCCUGUCUGCAGUUACAGCAGUGCCCUGUGUGCUCAGGGUCUGCUUCCUUCUCCUCACCAUGUUUCCCUGCAACUCCAAGCAGCAGGACCUUUGCUGUGUGGCUUCUUUAGGAUCACUGUACCCUAGACUGCAUCAACUCCACUAAGUUCUGAAUAACUACAGAGGAAAUCCACGUGGACUAGUGCAUAUUGGAUAUGAUGUAUGUCUCCCCAGGGGGAUGGAUCCUGACCUAGUGCUUCAGUUCUUCCUGGCUGGAGUCUGUGCAAGCCCCCUCCAUGGCUGCUGUAGCUAUGGGACUUGGGGAGGGCUGUGAAGCCCUGAGGACCCUCUCCUUCACACAGCUGUAUCACUGCAGGGAGCGCUUUCCUGCCUUGCAGAAGGGGCUGCAGUGCCAACUCACUGUUGUUGGUUGAGGGAUGCAGGAGAGCAUCAUUCUCCUCUCCAGCCAGGCGCCACCCACCUCCCCCAGUGCUGGUGGUGUGGGCAUGAGGUGCUGGGAAGGGACAGCCCCAGCUCAGUUGACCUUGGGGGUCAGCUUGCUGCACACUUGUGCGCCAAGUGUGAUAAAUAUGGGAUCCUGCAGAACCCACACAAAUAAAUACACUAUUUCCACUGAUUGAUGUGUCACUGUAAUGCAGUUAACAUUUGGUUUCCACAGUGUCUCCUUCUACGAGGCUUGACUUGGGACUGCUGUACUGUCCUAGUGCCACUCACUGCUGGACAGACUGUUUUUUCCAGCUCUUGGUCCACAGUGGCAAAAGAGAGAUCCUGAAAACACAGGAAUGGCUGGAGCUGGCUCUGGGCCUUUCCAGUUUGUUGUGAGAUUUGUUGGGCAAUGGGGAAGAGAAUUCAGUGCCUUUCCGGCAGCUCUUGGAUCCAACAGGAAAAAAGGCUGCAAAAACACUGAAGGUUUAGUGUACGUAGAUUAGAGACAAGAAUACCAGGAUGUGCCACGUAGGGUCAGACCAUCUGAGAGUUUUACUGAAAAACAGUAGCCUUACCACCCAGGUAGUCUUUUCAUCAAAUCUUUACAUUCAGAAAAGCUUACUCAGCAUCAGCAGGGCUGCUGGAGAUAGAGCAGGAUUAAAGUCAGGGCUUACAAAAGCUCAAAGCAGUACUGCUCCCUUCUGAUCUCUAAAGGCUACAGCUGCUCUGGGCCAAAGGCACAACUUAUAGUGUCCUUCUUGGUCUGAUCUCGCCCUCAAACAAUGUGAUGUUUUCUGUCUUCUGUUGGGUGGCAUCUGCCAGUGCCAGUCAGACAUCCUCCUGCGCUACUGGCCUGAAUUUCACUUCUGUUCAUUUAUGGGAGUAAUGGCAUUCUUUGCCCGUCUUCCAGUUGAUGCUGUCAGCACAGCUCCCACGUGCACCCGGCCGGUACGUGCUGCUGAGGUUAGAGGCAUGUGUGGCAGUCGUUGCACCACCACCCUCCUUGGAGACUGUGGCACAGUUGAAGGAUCUCAUGUCAUUGCCCUGAUCUGCUGUUGAAAAUGACAUGGCCUCAUGCUAUGAUAAAGAGUCUCCUGCAGGGAGAACACACUCACAGUUACUGCAGUAGUGCAAAAGGGAACCUCGUGUUCCUGAGCACCAACUGCAGGGCAGCAGGGGCCUGGUUGGAUGUAAGGCAGUUUGUUUGAAUCCCAUUCUCUUGGUUGCCUGCAUAGUCUCCUUGGUCACCCAGAAAAGGAGCGGUAUCCUGAGUUCUGCUAGGACUGCUAACACACGCAGAGAACCCACCUAUGGUUGUGCAGCACAUGGGCCAGAUUCUGCCUGCAGUCACACAGGUGUCCACUUUCUUGCACCGCUUGCAUUCUCUGCACUUUCUGAGGUCUGGACCAGCAGACAGUGUGCAAAGCUCAUAAACCCAGAGCACUGCUAUCUCACUUGUUGGUUUCACUCGUUCCCACGUGAAGGAUAUUGAAUUUUGCAGAGUAUUUGUAUGUUUUUUAAGAAGAAACAACAACACAACCCCAACAUACCAGGUAACCUGAUUCUGCAUUUGUUGCUGAAGUACAUGGCAGGACUUGUAGGUAGCACUCUGGGUCACACAUUUGCAGGGGGUGCACAUCCCUUUCCUUCCCUGCACCCAGAGGUCACUGCAUCUGGGUCACCACAGGCAGUUUUUAAGUACUGACCCAAAAUGUAGGUUGUGCAAGGACUCUAUGUGACACUGCUCUAGGCUGUAAAUGCUGAAUGUUACUGAAAUGCUUUGGGAAAGUCCUUCAAGUAAGUUGCUCACUUACCAGCAUUCCCACCGAGGAAGUCUCCCAGAACCAGUUUGUAUUUCUCAGACUCUCCUAAAACUUGGAAGGAAGCAUACUUGGCAAAAUAGUAGCUGUUGUUGAAGUCUCUCAGGUCAAUGCUCCUAAAAGAGGAGGAGGACAGUGGUUCUGUUGGGCUGGUGGUAAGCAUUCAACUGGGAUUCAGAAGAUGGGGUAAAGGAGCCCUCAGCUGACUUGAGAGGAGCUGCCACUGCUGGAGAGAUUGUGAUAGACAUCAAAUUCCUGCAGAACUGCCUGUCCUGUACAUCACUGUGAAUCCAAGGCUGUCUGUGGGCAACAUGACUGUUCUCACAGUGUCGACAGGGAGAUGUGUUAUCUCCAGGAUAAGUCAUGCAGGCAGCUCAUUCAAUUCUCUGACUUCUCUUUUUAGAGUGAAUAUCUGUGGUGCAUUGGGCUGCAGGAGCCUGCAUGCUGGUUAGGAUUACCUUUGGGGCCCAGGAGGAAUGUGGGAUGCUCAAGUCUGUUAAUGGCAGUGCUGUGCAGUGAUUGCAUUCUGCCCCAGUCCGGGGAGCAGGCAGCCCUUACCCAGAGAGGUGAGGAAGUGAAGGUUGUCAUUCCCCAGCCAGAACUCCAUCAGCUGGUUGCCAAAUCCUCGUUCGUAUGAAUUCCAGUCUCGCAAAAAAUUCACUGACCCAUCCAAGCAUCUCUGGAAAACCUGUGGGAAAUGAGAAGUCCAUCCCUGCCAGUCGUUCUGCUCCAGAAGCCCCACUGCCUGCCUGCUGGUGGCAUGGCCUCAGCAAAGCCCCACUGCCUACACCACUCCAGAGGGCAGCUGGGAGUGCUGAACCUGACUGCAGAUCUCUCUCCGCAAAUUCCCUUCCUCUGUGCUUGGAAAUGAGGAGGAGUUUGCUGGCUGAGCAGGAAUGGGUGGGUUUGGGGUGCUCAGCCUGCUCCCAGACACGUCUCCCAAAAGAAUCCCCUGCAUUCACCCAGGCUUGGUCACAGGAACUUCAGCUGCCCUCUCCACCUGGCUUCACUUCUCCUUAGUGCCUUCCUCCCUUUUUAUUGCUAUUUUAGUGCUAUCAUUUGAAGUCUCAAUAAAAAUCACAGUAGGGAAAUAAAAGCUUCCCUCUCCCCAUCCUACUCACAAUCCAUCCUCCACCAUCCGUGUCCAUACCGCAGAAGACAGUGGUAGCAUUGCAGCCUUGGGGGUGCAUGGUGAUCAGGAUCUUGCCUUUAUCCAGCAGCUCCUGGCAGUUCCUGGCUUUUGAGCAGACUAGGGAAAGAGUGGAAGUGGAAGGAGUUACAGUGUGCUCACUGCAACAGAGAGCACUACAGCCCCAAGCCCAGCCUUGCAGGUGUGCACCUACAUCAGACAAAUCCUGCUCCUUGAGCCACUAAUCACAGGGUGAUGGGCACUUUCUAAAAGAUAGAUGUGCUCAGAUCUCUCUCAUCUGCAAGGAGGCUUUGGAGAGUCUGAAGAUGCGCUUACCAGAUGUAGGUGUCCUUACCAACCCCAGCCUGGAGGGAUUACAAGGAGCCACACACAAGCUGCACAUGGCUGUGAGAAGCAAACAGGCCUACUGCUAUUUCCUUACUCUGCGUUUUGGUGUCACUACAAACUGGUUACUGCUGCUGCCUUGUCCUGACCUCUGGUGCUGGGCUUCUGCCUCCUUGCUGUCGUCACUGUGCUGUUCCACAGUGCUGAUGGUGGCACAAAAGGCCCAGGACAAAACUCACCAAAGGUUCUGGAAAUCCUGGCUCUCUUUUUGCUCCUGUUGGGCAAACAACACCAUGGAUUUCUCUCUGCCUUCCACAUCUGGUCCUUCCUUCUCCCACAGCAA